Macrosiphum euphorbiae (potato aphid) is the source of this 432-nucleotide messenger RNA. The record is from the annotation of a GenBank genome assembly. NCBI's taxonomy places the organism in Eukaryota, Metazoa, Arthropoda, Insecta, Hemiptera, Aphididae.
AUGGGAGAGGACGUUGAUGCUUUUAUAGAAGAUUUUGAUUUAGCUGCUUUAAUAAAUAACUGGAGCGAAAUAGAAAAAAUUACGUUAUUACCAUUAUACUUGAAAGACUCGGCAUCAAUAUUUUUUAAAUUAAUAAAAACCAAAACACCAAACAUAAACUGGGAACAGACUAAACAACAAAUAAAAGAGAAAUUUACUAAUAUUGGGAAUGAUAAAUUACUUAGAAUACAAUUAAAUCAAAGAAAGUUAAUGGACAACGAAAAUUUAAAUGAAUUUAUAAUAAAUAUGAUGGAACUUUGCUAUAAAAUUAAUCCAAACAUGGUGGAGGAAGAAAUUUGCGAGAAAAUAAUGGUGGGUUUGCCAGAUGAAAUAUACAACAAAAUAGAAAUUUUAGACAACACAAAAGUAGUAGGAAAAGGCCGGUACUGGUGA